AUCUAUAGCCCUUUUAACAACGGACAUUAUCACAAAGCAGCAUUACAGAAAUAUAUAAAUAUUAAAUUGCUAAAUUUAUCCUUAAUGAGAGACGGUGGUGAGGGAAAACUCCCUGAGAUGUUAAGAGGAAGAAACCUUGAGAGGAACCCGACUCAGAAGGGAACUGCUCCUCAUGUGGGUGACACCAGAUAGUGUGAUUAUAAUCCUGUAGAGUAACACUCAUUAUCACAUAUAACACAACUCUCCUUAAGAGUCAUCAACUUUUGUAACCACUCACACUCACACACACACACACACACACACACACUCAGAAAUUUCCUUGAUUCCUCAACUGUUUCCUCGGGAGGAGAUUAAAUACUGGUUUGAGCUCCUGCACCAGCACAUUCUGAAUCUUCUCCACUCUGUGAAUCUUCUCCACAGCCAGCAGCUGCAGACACCAUGACUCCUCUCCUCAUUCUGCUCCUGCACUGCUCUUUAGUGCUCGUGUCCUUUUCCUCACCGGUCAAACCUCGCAGCUCACAAACCAGCGGCUUCCAGUCCAGCGUGCAGGACGCACAGAGUUUGGUCAAUAAGCUGUUAAAGAAUAUUCCUGUGGUGCACAAGUCGUGUGUGAGAGAGCACUUUAUGAGCGACCCCUUCAGUCUGGAGUACAUCAGGGAGACGCUGGCGAUUCCUUCUCCACCCAAACUCGCCCCCAUCUCAGAAACACACACUCUGGAGAUGAAUUUGGGCCGAAUAUCUGAAGGUCUGCAGCUCCAUCAGUAUCUACUGCAGAACGUGAAGGAGAAAUUGGAUUGUUCAGAAGAACUAACAACGUUACUGGCUGAAAUCGUUGAGCUGAACACACACAUCAAUAAGGUGCAGGCAUUGGCUGGUGUUCCUGCUUCUAAGUCUCAGCUCGGCUCCGUCUCUGUCCUGGCUGAUCUCAGUAAAGACGAUUAUAACCUGAAGGUGGGCGUUCACCUGCUGCUGGAGCAGCUGCGUGCCUUUGCUCAGGACACUGUACGCACCUUACGAGAAAUUCAACACACACACUUCUAGCGUACAAGAACAUUCUUUCAUACGGUCUACUUUUUACAUGAAAUGCUAUUUAUUUAUUUAUUUAGUGAAAUUUUUAUAUAUAUAUAUAUAUAUUUAUUUUUGUAUGGCAGACGUGAGUGGGGAGAGUGAGGAG
Ictalurus punctatus (channel catfish) is the source of this 1174-nucleotide messenger RNA. RefSeq lists its product as uncharacterized. Gene Ontology annotation, biological process: immune response. Lineage: Eukaryota; Metazoa; Chordata; Actinopteri; Siluriformes; Ictaluridae. Gene Ontology annotation, cellular component: extracellular region. The coding region runs from base 439 to 1041 and encodes 200 amino acids. The record is from RefSeq and is a predicted model, not a curated record. The transcript is spliced from 5 exons. Gene Ontology annotation, molecular function: cytokine activity.